AAAAUCCGUCAGAUGGCAUAAUAUAAGAUGUCAUGCCGUAAUAGAGUGAUUCUUUUGUUUCUAAAUAUAGUAACUAAUAUAGAUCUUUGAUAGUUCAAUUCCUCCCCUUAUCGUUUUACGUAUAAUUGACUAUUUGUGCAUUUAAACUGUAUUAGUGUAUUGUAUUGUUACCUAGCAACAUUUGGCCGCCAUGUUGUUUUGGUCACGCGCAAUACCUCUAACGAAAAGUGCAUUGGGAAUAUCAGAGUUCGUCUGCUUCAAAAUGUCUCUGAAAACUUUAACUCUAGACACGAUCAAUCCUAACAUUAAGAAGAUGCAAUAUGCAGUGAGAGGACCUCUAGUUAUAAGGGCAACGGCCAUAGAAAAAGAAUUAGAAAAAGGUGAAAAAAAGCCUUUCCAAAAUGUUAUUAAAGCAAAUAUUGGUGACUGUCAAGCAAUGGGGCAAAAGCCGAUAACAUUUAUUCGUCAAGUUAUUACAUUGUGUACAUACCCAGAAUUAUUAAAUUCUGAUGAUUUUCCUUCUGAUGUAAAAGAAAGAGCUAAAACUAUUUUAUCAGGUUGUGGUGGAGGUAGUGUUGGUUCUUAUAGUGACAGUGCAGGUGUUGAAAUUAUAAAAAAACACGUUGCUCAGUAUAUUGAACGACGUGAUGGCAUUCCAUCAGACUAUAACAACAUUAUUUUAUCUACUGGUGCUAGUGAAGCCAUAAAAUCUGUCCUCAGCUUAUUGAAUUAUUCUGUAAGUGAUAAAUUACCAGGUGUUAUGACUCCUAUUCCUCAGUAUCCAUUAUAUUCAGCAACAUUAGCAGAAUAUAAUAUGGAGCAAAUUGGUUAUUAUUUGGAUGAAGAUAAUGAAUGGGCAUUGAGUAUUGAUGAAUUGAAAAAUGCAAUUUCUAAAGCAAAAGAAACUUGUGAACCACGAGCAAUAGUAGUAAUUAAUCCAGGAAACCCAACAGGUUCAGUUUUAACAAGAGAGAAUAUUGAAAAAAUUAUAAAAUUUGCAUAUGAAGAAAAACUUUUCAUUUUGGCUGAUGAGCAUCAAUCCAGCGAGAUGCUGCUGGAAGUGAUGCAACUGCCGGAUAUUUCAGGGGAGAAAAACAAUAAAAAUGGUUCUUAUAGUGACAGUGCAGGUGUUGAAAUUAUAAAAAAACACGUUGCUCAGUAUAUUGAACGACGUGAUGGCAUUCCAUCAGACUAUAACAACAUUAUUUUAUCUACUGGUGCUAGUGAAGCCAUAAAAUCUGUCCUCAGCUUAUUGAAUUAUUCUGUAAGUGAUAAAUUACCAGGUGUUAUGACUCCUAUUCCUCAGUAUCCAUUAUAUUCAGCAACAUUAGCAGAAUAUAAUAUGGAGCAAAUUGGUUAUUAUUUGGAUGAAGAUAAUGAAUGGGCAUUGAGUAUUGAUGAAUUGAAAAAUGCAAUUUCUAAAGCAAAAGAAACUUGUGAACCACGAGCAAUAGUAGUAAUUAAUCCAGGAAACCCAACAGGUUCAGUUUUAACAAGAGAGAAUAUUGAAAAAAUUAUAAAAUUUGCAUAUGAAGAAAAACUUUUCAUUUUGGCUGAUGAGGUAAGUACUGAUUUGAAAUCAGUUUUAAACAAUGUAAAAAUAUACAUAUACAUGGAUAUUAAAGUCAAGAUAUGUGGACUAAGAGGUGGGUACUGUGAAAUAAUAAAUUUGGAUCCUGAUGUCAAAGCAAUGUUACUUAAAUUAAUAUCAGCUCGUCUGUGCUCCAGUGUUUUAGGACAGGCAACUAUGGAUUGUGUAGUAAAUCCUCCUCAAAAGGGAGAACCUUCCUAUGAAUUAUUUAUCAAGGAAAAAACUGCUAUUCUGAAUUCUUUAAAGGAAAGAGCAAAAUUAGUAGCAAACACUUUUAAUAGUAUUGAAGGUAUUAAAUGCAAUGAAGUUGCAGGAGCUAUGUAUGCAUUUCCUCAACUGUUUUUGCCAGAAAAAGCAAUUCAAAAAGCUAAGUCACUUAAUCAAGAACCAGAUUUUUUCUACGCAAUGCAAUUAUUGGAAAAUACUGGUAUUUGUAUCGUACCGGGAAGCGGAUUUGGACAGAGACCGGGAACUUAUCAUUUCAGGACAACAAUAUUGCCUCAACCAGAUAAAUUGAAAAUUAUGAUGAAACGUUUCAAAGAAUUUCAUGAAAAGUUUUUAAAAAUGUAUAAGUAAGUAUUUUGAUCUCUCUGAAAUAUAAAUGGAUAAAGAGAAGCUCUACACCUAUAUCAGCAACAAAUUUACGUAUUGUCACACAUCACAGUCUUCUUAUUUGAAUAAUUUCAUGUCUUUAUACAAAUGAAAGAAAAUAGUUUGGACACAAACUUCACAAAUCUCACAAAAAUUGGCAAUAUUCAUUCCAUAUAUUAAUAUCAUUCCCAUUAUGCUAAUGAUUUUAUAAAUAUAAUUUCAUCAAAAUUUAAAAUAUAUUUGAUUGUAAAUGUUUUGGGGAUUAUAAUGAAUUAAGCAAAAUAUGCAUUUAUAAGUUAAUUUGUUAUAAAAAUCUUUUAAU
Molecule: messenger RNA, 2504 nt
Organism: Centruroides sculpturatus (bark scorpion)
Lineage: Eukaryota; Metazoa; Arthropoda; Arachnida; Scorpiones; Buthidae
Product: alanine aminotransferase 1-like
Exons: 17
Coding region: 191-2167 (658 amino acids)
Biological process (GO): biosynthetic process
Molecular function (GO): L-alanine:2-oxoglutarate transaminase activity; pyridoxal phosphate binding
Source: RefSeq, a predicted model, not a curated record